Molecule: messenger RNA, 1682 nt
Organism: Ostrea edulis (European flat oyster)
Lineage: Eukaryota; Metazoa; Mollusca; Bivalvia; Ostreida; Ostreidae
Product: F-box/WD repeat-containing protein 5-like
Exons: 8
Coding region: 180-1592 (470 amino acids)
Biological process (GO): protein ubiquitination
Cellular component (GO): SCF ubiquitin ligase complex; Cul4-RING E3 ubiquitin ligase complex
Molecular function (GO): protein binding
Source: RefSeq, a predicted model, not a curated record
UCUAUAAAUAACUCUAUAGGUUUGAUCGUUGGAUACGAGGAAGUACGUUCUUCAACUUCUUGCACCUGGAUGUUCUAAACUAAACAUAGUGAAUUUCCCAAUUUACAGAGUAAAGAAAAGAAAUAAACCAAAUAUUGAUAGGACCAAUCUACAGCCUCAGAUGAUCAAGGACUUGGCGAAUGGAGACUGAUUGGGAAAAUCUAACGGAUCCAAUUCUGCUUGCAGUGUUCUCUUUUUUGGACAAACAUGAAUUGAACAGCAUUUGCAGAACGUGCAAGAACUGGUAUCGCAUAGCACAGGAUGAAAGCCUAUGGAAAAGAUUGAUUUUUAGAAACUUUGGUUGCCGGUACUCAAGACAUGAUGAAAGCUGGAAGUCGGAACUGAAGCGCCUGACUUACCACGUACCGAAACGUCUUCAUCAAACGUGCCUCGGUCACGUGGAUGAAAUUUAUUACGUCUGUUUCUCCAACAGCGGUAAGCUCAUUGCCACCUGUGGAGCAGACGGUAGCGUAAAGGUGUGGCAAUAUGGCAACAACACGGAACUUUUACAAUCCCGACAAGUCCUUGAUCGGCCAUCAUAUGCCAAUUACGUUGAAUUCAAUGAAGCUGAAACGCAAGUCCUUGUGAACUGUAUUGUGAGAGUAGACGAAGACAUGCAAGCCAUAUUGGCAGUUCUUUCCAUUGAAAAAGGUCUAGCAAUAGUAGCGGCAAGAAAUUCAUGGUUUCCUAACUUUAGAGGAACGUGGCUACACAAUGACACCUUUUUAAUUGCGGACGUACUAGCUUUUUUCUUUUCCAAUGACAAUGUAAAACUUGUCGCUUGUACGUUUUACGAUGAUCUGGAUGACUCUGUUCUUUUGGAGCGCCCUCUUGGUGAACAUCUGGCAGAUGACAAUGUGGAAUUAAGGCCGAUCGUAGAAAUGGAACGUGAUGAGUAUCGACCUCAUUUUGUGAAGGUCAUUGACUGGUCAAAAUGGAAUCAAGAUAAUUCAAUCGAACACGAUCCAAAUUCCUCUCUAAAUGAGAAGGUGAUUAUCAUAUUCCAACAGAGUUUGGAGUGGGACAUAGUGCAUAGAUUAGUAUUCUACAAACUAGACGUGGACUGUGAGGUUCCAAGUGUUGCAGAACCAAUGAAGAUAAUCGUUAUCAAUAGUGGUUGUAUGGGGGUUCAGCUCUCUGCAGAUCACAGAGACAUAGUGUACAACUUUAGGAGGAUUUAUGUUGCUGGUGACAACAGCUACUAUGAAAAAGAUGUCCACACAAUGGUGAUAAACUUGGCCAGUACCGGAGAGAAACCGGAAAUCUUUACAGAAAACAAAGCUUUGGAGGAGUCCACUCUGUUUUACUUAUUUCCUAGUAUAUCUUCCGAUUUCAUAGCAAGCGGUUCAGAGCAAGACGUUGCUUUUCUUUGGGAUCGUCACUCAAAACUGGUCAUCGCUCAAUUACCUCACAAACUUUCUGAUCCGAACGCACAAAAUGGCGUGAGUGGUGUUGCCUUUCACCCACAUGACCAGGAGGUCUUAGUCAGUGUAGCAGACGACUGCAAAGUUAGGAUAUGGAUGUCUGCAAAUAGGGAAAAUCACUUGCAAUAGAAUUUUUAUUUCAUAAUACUCUUAUCACUUAUUGUUCCAAUUUUUCUAUGAUUAAAUAUGUAGCUAUGUCAGUAAAACAACUUAUAAAAA